GUGUAGAUUUCGAAUCCCCGCCACACGUGAUAGUAUUGUUACCGUUGCUUUCGUAUACUAUAACUCAAUCGCAUCAAACAGAUCCCAAGUCUCGUCGGUUCAACGACAAGUCCGUGGGAUAACGCGGUAAACUCAGCAUAUCGUCAGUAUCGUAAGAACAUUCGUACCAAACGGAGUUAUCUGGUGAAGAAGUGAUAGCUGUAACUUUUUAACUAAUACACUCGUGAAGACAUCAUAGAAUUGUCAUUCAACAAACAAUCAGACAACAUGACAGCGGUACAACCUGUCCAAACCAACGGAAUAGUAAAAGGAUUUACGGCGAACAAUAAGGAAUUAGUAGAUGAAGGUGCAUAUUAUGUAAAGUGUUCAGAAGCUGGUCUCGAUGGACCCGACCAGGUUUUACCAGCAGAUAACUUUUAUGCUACCAAUCCAGAUGGACGCGUGAAAAUUAUAUUAGAAAGAGGAGAUGAAAUUAGGGCACCACCCAUAUCAGUUCCUGGAUAUUUAACAAAAUUAGCUAAUGAGCAUCCAAAUCACGUUGCUCUUGUUGCGAGACCCGAUACUAAACACAAAAAAUCAUACACCUAUAGAGAAUACGAAAAUGAGGUAAGAACCGUGGCGAAAGCUUUCUUAAAAUUGGGAUUACAACGGUACCACGGUGUCGGUAUUAUAGGAUUCAACAGUCCAGAAUGGUUCAUUUCGGACAUUGCUGCCAUAUAUGCAGGAGGAUUUGCCGUCGGAAUAUACACUACAAAUACUCCUGAAGCAUGUCAACACUGUUUAGAAGAUAGCAAAGCUAAUAUCGUAAUUGUCGAAGAUGCCAAACAGUUGGACAAAAUAUUGAAGAUAAAAGACAAUUUACCAAAUUUGAAAACAAUCAUCAUGUAUGAUGAUAUGCCAGAAGAAGAAGGUGUUCUCAGUUGGGAAAAUUUAUUGAAAGUCGGUGAACAAGAAUCCGAGGAAAAAUUGAAUGCAGUCUUAAAAACAAUUGCAGUAAACGAAUGUUGUACCUUGAUUUAUACGUCGGGUACAGUUGGAAAGCCAAAGGGUGUGAUGUUAAGUCACGACAAUCUUUUGCAGGAUGCUAAACAUAUCAUUGGCUUUUUGAAAUUAGACAAAAUAAAAGAGGACGUUCUGAUUAGUUAUCUACCACUAUCUCAUGUUGCAGCGCAAGUCGUCGACAUAUAUGCUGGCAUACUCUUAGUCAGCACAGUGUAUUUUGCAAAUAAAAAUGCCCUUAAAGGUGGCUUACUUGAGACUCUACUUCUAGCACGACCUACACUUGUGUUAGGUGUACCUAGAGUAUGGGAAAAAAUUUAUGAAAAAAUGCAAAUAGUUGCGCGUAGCAAUGGAUAUGUUAAAACAAUGAUUGCCUCUUGGGCUAAAUCGCAUGCUCUUUACUAUAAUAUGAAUAGAGUUAGUGGUAAUUCUACUAAGGGCUGGGGAUACGUAUUUGCCAGAUGGCUGGUUUUGAGCAGAAUAAGAGCAGCACUUGGUUUAGACAAAUGUAAACUGUGUUUCUCUGCUGCCGCACCUUUAUCUGUUGAAAUACAAAAAUAUUUCUUGAGCUUAGACAUACCUCUAUUAGAAGCAUAUGGAAUGUCUGAAUGUAGUGGUGCGCAUACUGCAAGUUUAAAUGAGUCUUUCAGGCUAGGUAGUGUUGGUUUAACUUUAUCUGGAUUUCAUACAAAACUAAAUAAUCCAGACAGUAGCGGUGAGGGAGAAAUUUGUAUGCGUGGUAGACAUAUAUUUAUGGGAUAUCUAAACGAGCCCGAGAAAACUAAAGAAACAUUAGAUGAAGAUGGAUGGUUGCAUAGUGGCGAUUUAGGUAAAAUUGAUUCAGACGCAUUCGUAUAUGUGACAGGAAGGAUGAAAGAGCUAAUCAUUACUGCUGGUGGGGAAAAUAUAGCACCGGUUCCUGUAGAACACUUAGUAUUAUCGGAGUUACCUACUUUAAGCUACGCUAUUUUAAUUGGAGACAAAAGAAAAUACCUUACUAUGUUGGUUACUCUAAAGACUGAAGUAAAUCUUAAUACUGGCGAACCGAAAGAUAUAUUCACAGAAGAGACUUUACGCUGGUUAAAAUCUAUUGGAAGCACAGCAAAAACUGUUUCAGAUGUCAUAACAACGCGAGAUCCCCUGGUGUAUGGCGCAAUUGAUAAAGCAAUUCAAAAUGUAAAUUCUAAAGUGAUAAGUAAUGCGCAUAAAAUACAGAAGUUCCAAAUUUUGCCUCACGACUUGUCGAUUCCUACUGGAGAAUUAGGACCAACUUUCAAAAUUAAAAGAAAUAUUGUUUAUAAAAUGUACGAAAAUCUGAUAGAAGAUAUGUACAAGUAAAUAUAUACAUAAAGGUAAAGAAUAUUUCAAUAGCAUCAGGAAAAAAAUUAUCGAUUAACAAUCGAUAUAUGUGCGUCAAAUGCCCUAAUACUUAAAAUAAUGUGGUAUCACAUAAUGAAAGAAACUUAAGGGAAAAGUAUAAUGAAAUUUCAUAACUAUGUAAGUUUGUUAUUUACAUUAUCUAUAUAAAUAGCAAUUUUCUAAUUACUUUUAAAAAAAGUUCACUUUAAGUAGCACUAACUAUAUAUCUAAUGAAAAAUUUUAUUUUUCCAUUAUAUUAUAAGAUGCAUACAAGUUAUUUUAUAAUGUUUGCGUGGAAAUAUGUAUUGUAUAUAAAAAUUUAUAUAUUGAAUAUAUAUAGCAUAAUACAACUUUAUAGAAGAAAUUUGAUAUAUCUUCUGAUAUAAAGUUUAUUAUAAUAAAAUUGUUCGUUAUCAAUACAAACAUUUUUUGACAAUAAUAUUUGCACUAUCUGUUAAUUGUUAUUGAAUCGACUAUGCAAUUAAAAAAAAACUGUUUAACUGAUCAAAGUAUAAUUAGUGCCCUUGUAAGUAAAAUAUUAUCACAAUCAAUAGUAUAAGUAUGAAUGGU
Osmia bicornis bicornis is the source of this 2928-nucleotide messenger RNA. It is a transcript of the gene bgm, whose product is annotated as very long-chain-fatty-acid--CoA ligase bubblegum. Bases 268 to 2337 code for a protein of 689 amino acids. Gene Ontology annotation, cellular component: endoplasmic reticulum; membrane. The record is from RefSeq and is a predicted model, not a curated record. Lineage: Eukaryota; Metazoa; Arthropoda; Insecta; Hymenoptera; Megachilidae. The transcript has 13 exons. Gene Ontology annotation, molecular function: long-chain fatty acid-CoA ligase activity.